AUGGACGAUAAUCCUAGCGAAGGCGAAGAUGAUCAGAAUGAGAUUAGCAGUGGCGCUGGUGGUGAUGUGGACUUUGAAGAAGGAUCUGAUGAGGAAGAGAUACAAUUUGAUAAAUCUCUAGCUGCAACACAUUCAUACAUGGGCCCGGGGCUCGUAGCGGUGCGAAGGCGGUCGGUGCUGGAGGCGGGCUGGCGGGGGCGCGUGCCGGUGACGGCGCACACGGGCGCCAUCUUCCCCGGCGAGACCGUGCCCCUGCUCUUCUCCAGCCUGCACGACGCAGAGAUGGUCUCGCGCCUCAUCGCGCAGGACAAGCUCUUCGGCUUGUUGUUCCCCGACGAAAGCGGCACCAUGGUGUCGGGCUACGGCGUGCUGUGCGAGGUGUUCGAGACGAGGGUGAGCGAGAGGGAGACGGCGGGCGCGGAGGGCGCGGCGCUGACGUUCAAGGCGCGCGCCACGCACCGCUUCCGGCUGGUGGAGCGCGCGCAGCCGAUGCACGCGUUCGCGCGCAUGCGGCCCGCCGAGGUGCGCGUGCUACCCGAGGCGGCGCGCGAGCGACCCGCCCCGCGCCCGCCGCGCCCGCUGCGCCAGCUGCGCGCCGCGCUCACGCCCUGGCCGCUCUUCCUGCACGACCUCUUCGGCUACGAGCGCGUGCGCGACCUCCUGCGCGACCACUUCCACUUCAUCCCGCCAGAGCGGCUGCCCGACGAUCCGGUGUCGCUGUCGUUCUGGGUGGCCUCCAACCUGGCGCUGUCGGCGCGCGACCGCCUGGCGCUGUUCAAGGUGGACGACGCGCUGCUGCGGCUGCACAUGGCGCUGCGCUUCAUCGCCCGGAAGAGCGUGCUCUGCUGCGCGGCGUGCAUGUCGGAGGUGGCGCGGCGCGAGCACAUCCUGGCCAUGUCGAGCGAGGGCGUGCACGCCAACUUCACCAACCUGGGCGGCUACAUGCACGACGUGGUGACGGUGUCGCGCGCGUCCAACACGCGCCUCAGCGGCAGGCCCUCGGCCGACUACUCGUGGUUCCCGGGCUACGCGUGGACCAUCGCCGUGUGCCGCUCCUGCGCCACGCACCUCGGCUGGCGGUUCGACGCCAUCAAGCGCAACCUUCGGCCGCUGCGCUUCUUCGGGCUGUGCCGCAACUACAUGCAGCCGCGCGCCGACGACGACGACGAGCCCGACCGGCUG
This is a messenger RNA of Iphiclides podalirius (scarce swallowtail), 1182 nucleotides long. NCBI's taxonomy places the organism in Eukaryota, Metazoa, Arthropoda, Insecta, Lepidoptera, Papilionidae. The record is from the annotation of a GenBank genome assembly.